CUGAAAGCUGCAGUUUCUAUCUCACCUUGAAGAAUAAUAGAAAUCUCACAAAAUGUGUGAUAUAUUUGUAGGCACCUGGAAACUUGUCUCCAGUGACAAUUUCGAUGAUUACAUGAAAGAAGUGGGAGUAGGCUUUACUACCAGGAAACUGGCUAGCAUGGCCAAACCCAACAUGCACAUCAGUGUGAAUGGGGAUAUGAUCACCAUUAAAUCAGAAAGUACCUUUAAAAAUACUGAGAUUUCCUUCAAACUGGACCAGGAAUUUGAUGAAGUCACUGCAGAUGACAGGAAAGUCAAGAGCAUAAUAACCUUAGAUGGGGGUGCCCUGGUACAGGUGCAGAAGUGGGAUGGAAAAUCAACCACUAUAAAGAGAAAACGAGUGGAUGAUAAACUGGUAGUGGAAUGUAUCAUGAAAGGUGUCACUUCCACCAGAGUCUAUGAGAGAGCAUAAGCCGAGGAACGUUGAGUUGACAGACGUUGGCAUCAAACUCUACAACAUUCUGUUGGAUAUAUUGUUCAAACAGAUAUUAUUUUCCACUAAUUAGCAAACAAUUAAUUUCUCCUGAACUGAUUUUAUUUGAUA
This is a messenger RNA of Choloepus didactylus (southern two-toed sloth), 583 nucleotides long. RefSeq names its product fatty acid-binding protein, adipocyte. The record is from RefSeq and is a predicted model, not a curated record. Gene Ontology annotation, biological process: fatty acid transport. Gene Ontology annotation, molecular function: fatty acid binding. Gene Ontology annotation, cellular component: nucleus; cytosol. Bases 53 to 451 code for a protein of 132 amino acids. Lineage: Eukaryota; Metazoa; Chordata; Mammalia; Pilosa; Megalonychidae. The transcript is spliced from 4 exons.